UUGUUACUACAGUGACGCUAGUUGCUAAAAGUUUUCGUUGCGAAGUUUCUCCUGCAUAUCUUCAGUUUUUCUCCCGGAAAACCAACUUUUUGCACAAAAAAUACUGCAGAAAUUGUUUCAUUAAGAGCUCGACCAUGCAGAUAUUCGUGAAAACUCUUACUGGAAAAACCAUCACUUUGGAAGUUGAGGCGUCCGACACCAUUGAAAAUGUAAAGGCUAAAAUCCAAGAUAAAGAGGGAAUUCCUCCAGAUCAACAGCGUCUGAUUUUCGCCGGAAAACAACUAGAAGACGGAAGAACACUUUCCGAUUAUAAUAUUCAGAAGGAAUCAACGCUCCAUUUAGUUUUGCGUCUUCGCGGAGGAAUCUGAAAACUUACUGUAUUUUAAAUCUAAGACUUGAAACGGCAAUGAAAAUAAUUGUUAGCUUUAAGAUUCAAGAGUUAAUCUUUAAACUAUAUGAGCUUUAUUUUAAUAUCUGCGUGGUCGAGUCAUUGAAAAUUCAGAGCAUUUUUUUGUUUUCUUAA
Molecule: messenger RNA, 523 nt
Organism: Belonocnema kinseyi
Lineage: Eukaryota; Metazoa; Arthropoda; Insecta; Hymenoptera; Cynipidae
Product: ubiquitin
Exons: 3
Coding region: 135-368 (77 amino acids)
Biological process (GO): modification-dependent protein catabolic process; protein ubiquitination
Cellular component (GO): cytoplasm; nucleus
Molecular function (GO): ubiquitin protein ligase binding; protein tag activity
Source: RefSeq, a predicted model, not a curated record